This is a messenger RNA of Dictyostelium discoideum AX4, 2160 nucleotides long. Its product is annotated as UPF0557 family protein. NCBI's taxonomy places the organism in Eukaryota, Evosea, Eumycetozoa, Dictyosteliales, Dictyosteliaceae. The coding region runs from base 1 to 2160 and encodes 719 amino acids. The record is from RefSeq and is a predicted model, not a curated record. The transcript has 2 exons.
AUGACAGAUAAUAAUAAUUUAGAUAGUUUAAUAAUUGAUAAAGAUGAAUAUUUAAAUAGUCCAAUGAAUGUGGUUGAUAAAUUAUUUAAAUUUGAUCAAAACAAUUUAAAUAAUGGGACUGUGUAUAAAAAGUUUGAAAAUGUAAUUUCAGAAGAUCAAAUUUAUAAAUCAAUACCUUUAGUUUCAACAAUUAAUCAAUGUGAUUUAAAUAGUGGUAAAUUAGUUAAAAUUAGAUGCAUGAUUCAAGAUAUUUUCGAUCCACAAUUUUGUCCAUCUUUUAAUAAAAUUAAAAAUAUUGAAACAAAUGAAAUUAGAUUAGAAGCAUCAAAAUAUAAAGAUAAAAUCAAUUUAAAUGAUUGUGAAGAGUUAAUUUUCGAUUCUUUUGAUUCUUCAACAUUUGAUAAAACUAUAUUAUAUUGUAUUCCAAUACCCUGUGAAAAUAAAUGGGUUAAUAAUAAUAAUAAUAAUAAUAAUAAUAAUAAUAAUAAUAAUAAUAAUAAUAAUAAUAAUAAUAAUAAUAAUGGUAAUGAACAAAUUUCAUCAUCAUUAUUAAAUAAAAAGAAAAGAAAUAUAGAUGAUGCAGAUAUGAAGAAUGAAAAUGAUGAAGAAAAUAAAAAAUCAAAAGAUCAAAAAUCUACAACCACUACAACUACUACAACUUCAAAAGAAGGAGAAGAAGAAGGUGAAGAAGGAGAACAAUUAACAAAAUCAAAGAAAUUAUUAACAAAUAAUAAAAUUGAUAUUAAUAAAAUAUUUAAUUAUCCAAUCCCAAUCGAUUCAAAUGAUGAAAAUAAUUUAAAAACACCUUUUAUUGUAAAUAUUUAUGAUGAUGAUAUUAUAUUUGAUGAAAAUAAUAAAGCAGUAACAUUUAAAAUUAAUGAAAUCAUUGAAUUUGUUGGUGUUGUUGCAAAAUUUAAUCCAACUUUACAACAUCAAUCCUCUAAUUCUUCAGAUCAAGGUGAAACAACAACAACAAUCAUUGAUUUAAUGUCAAUGUUAGAUGUUGAUGAAAUUUCAACUAUUCCAGAUACAUUAAUACCACAAUUUCAUGCUAUAACUUAUAGAUAUUUAGAUCCAUAUAAAUUUAAUCACUUAAAUCCAUUCUCAAUAGAUACAAAUACAACUAUAAAUAAUAAUAAUAAUAAUAAUAAUAAUAAUAAUAAUAAUAAUAAUAAUAAUAAUAAUAAUAAUAAUAAUAAUAAUAAUAAUAAUAAUAAUCCAAAUAAUAAUAAUCCAAAUAAUAAUAAUCUAAAUAAUAAUUUAAUUAGAAAUGAAUUAAUUAAAUUUAUAAAAUUAUUUAUAGUUGAUGAAUUAUUAUCAGAAUAUUUAUUAUUUCAUUUAAUAUCAAAAGUUUAUUCAUUUACAUCAGGAUUAUCUAUUGGUAAUUUUUCAAUGAAUAUAUCAAUACCAAAUGAUAAAGAAUUUCAAAGAUUACCACAACUCAUUGAAUUAUUAUAUGAAAUAUUAUUAGCACGUUCUUAUAGAUUCUCAAUGUCAUUAGAGAAUUUAAAUGAUAUGGAUGUUGUGCCCUAUAAAGAUUAUGAUCGUAAUAGAAUCGUAUCUGGUUUAUUACAAUUACCAAAAGGUACAAAUUUAAUAUUGGAUGAAACUCAAUUAACAGAGGGUAAAGUUGAAUCACAAGGUAUUAAAGUAUUGAAUGCUUUAAAUACUUUAUCAAUUCAACAAAAGGUUGAAUACGAUUUCAAAUAUCAUCCAAUCGAAAUUCAAACUGAUUUACCAACCAUUUCAAUCUCUUUUGGCAAAUCUUUAAUUAAAGGUACAACUCAAAUUUCAAUUAAUAAAUCAAUUCAAUUACCAACCAUCAAUGAAAUUAAUCAACAAUUGAUUCAUAGUUAUAAUAAUGAUAAAUUAAAUCAAUUUAGAAAUUAUAUAAAUCAUUGUAAAAAUUUAUCUUUUAAAAUCUCUUCACCAACCACUACUACUAUUGCUGAAUCUGAUGAUGCAACUCGUCAUAUUCAAGAAGAUUUUGUAAAAUCAAGACAAUUAGAUUCAAAAAUGACUACAGAUGUAUUUCAUUAUUGGUUAACAUUAUCAAGAUUAGUUGCUUUAUCUUUUAAUGAUCAAUAUAUUAAAAUUGAUAAAUGGAAUAUAAUGAAAUCACUUGAAGAAAAAAGAAAAUUAACAAUAAAUAAUUUAUAA